AUACAAACAAAUUAAGAAACUACUGCAAUACAGCCAUGGAUGCACCAAAGAAAUUCAAAUCCAACAACAAAACCAAGACAACCAAAGGCCGCCAGAAGGUCGAAAUCAAGAAGGUUGAGAAGAAAAGCAAUCUCCAGGUCACCUUCUCGAAGCGCCGCCAGGGUUUGUUCAAAAAAGCCAGUGAGCUCUGCGUGCUGUGUGGUGCUAAGGUCGGCAUCAUCGUCUUCUCUCCCAAGGACAAGCCCUUUUGCUUCGGCCACCCCGACGUCAACGCCGUCGUGGACCAAUACCUCCUGGAAAACGAAAACCCGAGUUUUGAGGAACAUAGGGAUGUCUGCCGGUGCCACGAGUUGAUUCCACUGAAUAAGGAGUAUGAGGAGGCGGUGAUGGAAUGGGAGCGGGAGAAGAUGAUUGCGGAAGCGAUUAAGCAAGGGAAGAUCAGAUUUGAAGAGUUUUGGUGGGAUAGGGAUAUUGAUAGUAUGGGGAUGGAGGAGCUUGAGGAGUACGUUAACGCCAUGGAAGAGAUGAGGAAUAGAUUGGUGAUGAGGGCCAAUGAACUGAUAACAAUGGAGGUUGCAGCUGCCACUGCAGCAGCGAAGACAGAGGUGGCUGAUGGUGAGAUUGCAGAUAAUGGUUUUACCGAUUCCCCUGAUCCUGGUUUAGGUCCUUGUGGAGGUGUAGGUGUGCAGUUCUGAUGGGAGGACGUUGCUGAAAACUUUUUUUUUUUUUUAAUUGGUUUUCUGAUUAGUACUAGUAUCUAUUAGUGUUGGUAGUACAACUAAUAAAGAAAAAAAAAAAGAAGGGUGUAUUUGAUUGUCUCAAUAAAUUUUUGUUAGCAUG
Rubroshorea leprosula is the source of this 840-nucleotide messenger RNA. The record is from the annotation of a GenBank genome assembly. Lineage: Eukaryota; Viridiplantae; Streptophyta; Magnoliopsida; Malvales; Dipterocarpaceae.